AUGGCACAAGAAAAGCUCAUAUCUACUCAAGAAAUAUCCAGCCACAAAACGCCAGAUGAUUGUUGGAUCGUGGUCGACAACCAAGUGUGGGACGUGACUGGUUUCUUAGACACACAUCCCGGAGGGCCCACAAUUAUCUUGAAAUACGCUGGCCGCGAUGCUACCAGGGCGUACUCCGAGGUUCACACCUCAGGGCUCUUGAAAGCAGAACUGGCACCGGAUCAGUAUAAGGGCAAGCUUGACGAGUCGACGAUCGACGAAAACUGGCAUAAGCAACCAGCGAGCGAGAACCCCGAAGCAGUGUGGGGGAACGACAAGCCGCCUCUCGAAACGCUGAUCAACUCUCACGACUUCGAGCAUGUGGCUUCCAGAACUGCCAGUAAGAAGACGUGGGCUUUUUAUUCCAGCGCAGCUACGGAUCUCAUCACGCGUGAUGCGAACAAAUCAUGCUUUAAUCGCAUCUGGUUUCGUCCUCGGGUGCUGAAAAACGUCCGGUCUGUGGAUACCAAGUCAAAGAUUCUCGGAGUGGACAGCUCUAUUCCAUUGUUCGUCAGCCCUGCGGCCAUGGCCAAGCUUAUCCACCAGGAUGGAGAAUGUGCCAUUGCGCGGGCGUGUGAGAGCCGAGGGAUCAUGCAGGGGGUUUCAAAUAACUCCUCGUACACAAUAGAGGAACUUAGGGAUGCUGCCCCAGAUGCAAGCUUCUUCUUUCAGCUAUAUGUCAACAGAGAGCGUGAAAAGUCAGCGGCGCUUCUACGUAAAUGCUCGGCUAACCCUAAUAUCAAAGCAAUCUUUGUCACGGUCGACGCGGCGUGGCCGGGGAAGCGGGAAGCAGACGAAAGAGUCAAGGCUGACGAGGGCUUAUCCGUUCCUAUGGCCCCUUCACAAGCAAAGAAUGAUAGCAAAGGCGGCGGGUUGGGACGAGUGAUGGCAAGCUUCAUUGACCCUGGACUGACAUGGGAGGAUCUUGUAUGGGUUCGCAAACACACCCAUCUUCCUGUAUGCUUGAAAGGCAUCAUGUCUGCAGACGAUGCCAUCUUGGCGAUGGAAGCCGGUUUGGACGGUAUUCUGCUCAGCAAUCACGGCGGGCGUAAUCUCGAUACGAGUCCUCCGUCGAUUAUUACCCUUCUUGAGCUUCACAAGCGCUGUCCGGAGAUUUUUGACAGGAUGGAGAUCUAUGUGGACAGCGGCAUCCGGCGGGGAACAGACAUUCUGAAAGCCAUCUGCCUAGGCGCAACCGCAGUGGGGAUGGGACGCAGCAUGCUCUUCGCUACCAACUAUGGCCAAGCUGGAGUUGAGCAUCUGAUCGACAUUCUGCGGGACGAAUUGGAAACCGCUAUGCGAAAUACUGGAAUCACCUCACUUGAUGAAGCUGGCCCUCACCUUGUCCACACCGGGGACGUUGACCACUUGGUGCCGAGGAGUCCUUUACAUCCCUACGCUCGGAAGAUCGCCAGGGGCCGUAGCCCAAGGGCAUCUAAGCUUUAA
Molecule: messenger RNA, 1485 nt
Organism: Aspergillus mulundensis
Lineage: Eukaryota; Fungi; Ascomycota; Eurotiomycetes; Eurotiales; Aspergillaceae
Product: FMN-dependent alpha-hydroxy acid dehydrogenase
Exons: 4
Coding region: 1-1485 (494 amino acids)
Molecular function (GO): heme binding; oxidoreductase activity
Source: RefSeq, a predicted model, not a curated record